CCAACUUAGAACCCGCCUUUGGCAAAGAGAUCGGUAAAAUCCGACCGGUAUUUAUUCUCUCUAAUAAUCAGCAGAAUUUAUAUAGUCCUUUAGUAAUUGUUUUACCCAUUACUUCUUCCUUAGACAAAAUUUAUUCCUGGGAAGUAAAAAUUAAUUUAGACCAUAAGCAGGGCAAAAUUUUAACCGAUCAAAUUACCGCUAUUGAUAAGGAGAGAUUAGGAGGAAAAAUUAAAAUUAGUGAUAGUUCAGAAUUAUUAGAUUUAGUAGAAAAAGCCCUCCACAAAAUAUUAGAUUUUAAGAAGUAG
This is a messenger RNA of Racocetra persica, 305 nucleotides long. The record is from the annotation of a GenBank genome assembly. NCBI's taxonomy places the organism in Eukaryota, Fungi, Glomeromycota, Glomeromycetes, Diversisporales, Gigasporaceae.